AUGAAAUGGUCCAGUAGAAGGUUCUUCUUGUCGGAGAGCAGUGCAGCGGUGGCAACACAGGGAAGCAACGAUGGCCUGACUUUCAACCUGCGCAGUGUGGUUGCGGCGGCGGUGUUCAUUGUUUGCCGGCGCUCCCCGGCGCCGGUGCGGGACCAAGCCGUUGGACGCUUCAGAAGCAGAGGUGGGUGCCAAAUUGACUCGAUGGUUCAGAGCCGAGGUGGCUGCCAAAUUGAACUACACUCUCUUCUUGAUGGGUCUCUGGUUGAGCAAGGAGGAACAAUCAGCAGAUUUAGCAUUUAUUUUGCUAAAUCUGCUGAUUAUUGUAAUUAAAAAUCAGUGUGCCUUUAAUCAGCAGGCUAUCGUGACGGUCUCGUUGAGUCAUUGUUGGGGAUGGUACGGUAGCCUAUUUAGCAUUUAGUUACUAGCACAUUUGAAAAUUGACAUCCCAAAACCGGUUUCAGUAUUUUCAGUUUGCAGCUAGAUGAUGAAAUAUUUGGUCUUGUUGAUCAGCACCGCAUUAUCUAGAUGUUGGUCUUCCAUGGCAAGAUCGUUUGUGUACUUUGAAGUGCUUGGUCAUGACAUGUAUGUUCGCUAAUAUAAAUAUUCCCUUUGUUAGUUGAAUAAUGUGGUAUCUUAAACUGUCACUUAUCGGUACAUGCAAGAGA
This is a messenger RNA of Lolium rigidum, 665 nucleotides long. RefSeq lists its product as uncharacterized. The coding region runs from base 1 to 330 and encodes 109 amino acids. The transcript has 5 exons. The record is from RefSeq and is a predicted model, not a curated record. Lineage: Eukaryota; Viridiplantae; Streptophyta; Magnoliopsida; Poales; Poaceae.